AUGGUAGCAACAGGCACGAUGCUGCUAGCAUACUUCAAACAUAUUUGUGGAAUGUUUAGCAUUGCAAGUUUCCGUAUUAAGAAGGCAAUGGCAAUUAAUAUGCAACAAGAUGUUAAUAAAGAACAAAUGAUUAUAAUUUAUAAAGGAAUAAUCUGUGCGAUAGACAUUCAUCGCAAAGCUACAGAGUUUUCUCAAGAUUUUCUAAAAAAUUUUGAAGGAUCCUUCUUCUGUUUAAUAGCAGCUGGUAUGAUUUGCUUAAGCAGCACUCUUGUACAAAUCAUAUCAUGUAAUAGCAUAGAGCAACUUGGAUUACAACUUAUAUACAUAUGUACUAUCUACUUGUUCAUAUUUUUGUCCAAUUAUAACGCACAAGAUAUUACAGAUCACAAUGAAUACGUAUUUGCUACAGUAUAUAAUGUUGAAUGGUAUGUGGCACCGUUACACAUACAAAAAAUGAUGUUAUUUCUACUGCAAAAGGGUACAAAGGCUUUUUAUUUGAUCUUCGGUGGAAUAUUCAUUCCGUCUAUGGAAAGUGCUGCUACGUUGAUGGGUACUUCAAUAUCUUACUUCACUGUUCUCUAUUCUACAAGUACGAAAUAA
Messenger RNA from Trachymyrmex septentrionalis, 600 nucleotides. RefSeq names its product odorant receptor 67b-like. Gene Ontology annotation, cellular component: plasma membrane. The record is from RefSeq and is a predicted model, not a curated record. The coding region runs from base 1 to 600 and encodes 199 amino acids. NCBI's taxonomy places the organism in Eukaryota, Metazoa, Arthropoda, Insecta, Hymenoptera, Formicidae. Gene Ontology annotation, molecular function: odorant binding; olfactory receptor activity. The transcript is spliced from 6 exons. Gene Ontology annotation, biological process: detection of chemical stimulus involved in sensory perception of smell; sensory perception of smell.